CUUUUUGUGCCUCCCGCACAGCUUCCGUGCACUUGAUCAUCAUGGGACAGGGCAUCGCUUGAUGUUUUUUUCCAUCUCAGCUCAAAUUUGUUGGCGUUUCGUCGUGGCAAAGAACACCGGUGGAUGCAAACUUUUGCGCCAUGGUGGAAUCUGCACUACUUCGGGGCAACAACCCGUUGCUCGCCUUUGGUAGAUCGGAUAGUUUUAUUCAGUUUCACCACCUGUCAAGAGAACAUUGCAUUUCGGAAUGAAAAUGAAGAGUAUUGAAUGACACAUCAGCGCAGGAGGUGCACGCCGCUUUCUCACCUGUCAAGCGUGAAAAAAACAUUUUUUUCUUAUGGGAAUUAAGCACUCGUCCCGUUGCAUGCUCCUCGGGAGAAAAAUGGCGGAAUCUGAGAGUAGUGAGGUAAGUCAGUAACCGACACAGCCACAGCCGGUCCGCAUCAUUGCAUCACAGUCGGCUCAGCCAACCUCUUUGCCAAAACCUGUGCCUUGCAUCCAGCCCAUCCCAAGACCUCUUCACCCAUCACAUACACCACAUGCUGCCAGCUUUCCAAGCUGCCCUGGACGGGGAAGGAUGGGAAAGCUGUGUAAUCCUGAGGAGAUGACCUCAAAAGACUACUACUUUGACUCUUAUGCCCACUUUGGUAUACAUGAGGAGAUGUUAAAGGAUGAAGUGAGGACACUCACCUACCGCAAUUCCAUGUACCACAACAAGCAUGUGUUCAAGGACAAAAUAGUUCUGGAUGUUGGAAGUGGCACUGGGAUCUUAUCCAUGUUUGCAGCCAAAGCAGGAGCAAAGCAUGUGUAUGGGAUUGAAUGUUCCAGUAUUUCUGAGUAUUCAGAAAGGAUCAUCAAAUCCAACCAUCUUGACAGCAUGAUCACCAUCAUCAGCGGAAAAGUGGAAGAGGUGGAGCUCCCUGUGGAGGAUGUUGACAUCAUUAUAUCCGAGUGGAUGGGUUAUUCUCUUUUCUACGAAUCCAUGCUGAACACUGUCAUCUUUGCCAGAGACAAGUGGCUGAAACCAGGUGGACUCAUGUUUCCCGACCGUGCCUCUUUGUAUGUGUUGGCCAUUGAGGACAGGCAGUAUAAAGACUUCAAGAUUCAUUGGUGGGAGAACGUGUAUGGCUUCGACAUGACUUGUAUUCGCAAUGUGGCAAUGAAGGAGCCCCUGGUUGACAUUGUGGACCCUAAGCAGGUGGUGACCAACGCCUGCCUUGUCAAGGAGGUGGACAUCUACACAGUGAAGACUGAAGACCUUUCAUUCACAUCAGCAUUCUGCCUGCAGAUCCAGAGAAAUGACUACAUCCAUGCACUGGUUACAUAUUUCAACAUCGAAUUCACCAAAUGUCACAAAAAAACUGGUUUCUCUACUGCUCCUAAUACUACAUACACACACUGGAAGCAGACCGUGUUCUACCUGGAGGACUACUUAACUGUGCGAAGAGGAGAGGAAAUCACUGGCAGCAUUGCAAUGAAGCCAAAUGACAAAAAUAUUCGGGACUUGGACUUCACCUUUGAGCUGGAUUUUAAAGGACAACUGUGUGAGGCAGCUAUUGUCCACGAUUACAAGAUGCGCUAGUUUUGCAGGAAACAGGCAUUAAAGACACCUGCAAGAAGCAGAGGAAGCCUAGACCCUUCCUGGACCGGUUUCAAAUAGGUGCAAUGAGGGCAGAAGGAUGGGCCAUUGUACAGAGGUGGUGGCCCCACUAACAACUUGCUAAAUAUGUUGCUAGUCAGGAAGCCAUGGGCACAGACUGUUAAACAACUUUGAAUGUAAUAGUGGGCAUGGGGAUUUUUCUAUCUUGUUCAGAGUUAGAUUCCUGCUUGGUGAAACGGAGUGAUGUAUCUGUGUUGUUUGGUUUUUCACCAUAACUUGAAACUCAUCGGGUAGAGAUAUAUGUCAAAUGACUGUAGGGUCCACAUUUUGUUUGUAAGAUUUUUAUUUGAUUAGUUUUGACCCUGUGCUGGCUGUCAGAUAAACCAUUUGUUCUUGUGUCAGUUAAAGCUCAGUAAUGGUGAAAAAAAAUAUGUGAGCUCAAAAGCAGCAGGGCUACUCUAAAUGUGUGUGUACCGUGAAGGGUAUCGUGUUAAAUAGUUGGUGUACAGUGCUCAUACCUCGCGUCAUGGACAGUGUCAAAGGUGAAAGUGUUUCACAAUCCGUACUGUAAUUCUUCUUGUCGUUAGCUGGAAAAGGUAUGUUUUAUAUGUCUGGUAUUGUUUGACCUGCUUCGAUGUCUACAAGCCUAGUACGUGAUCCAGUACAAGGGCUGUAUAAAAGAAAAUAUGCUUAACAAAAUCAGGAGGAUGCUGUGUAGGUUUGCACCACUGGAAAUUACAACUAUAAUAAUAAAAAGAUAUUUGCUUGCUAAAGUAUUUAGCCCUUUGAACUUUUUGACCUUUUGCCACAUUUCAGGCUUCAAACAAAGACAUAAAAUUAGAUCUUUUUUUAGGAUAAACAAUCAAUACCAUAUGGGGACACAAUUGUGAAGUGGGGCGCAAUUCAAAUGAUAUUUUCGACUUCUUAAAUAUAAACUGAAGUGGGGUGUGCAAAAUUAUUUAGCUACUAUGAGUUAAUACUUUGUAGAAUCCCCUUUUACUGUUAUUAUAGCUCUGAAUAUUUUUGGUAUAUGUCUCUAUCGGUUUUGCACAUUCCAUGAACUGAAAUUUCUUUUAUCUUAAAGCUAUAUCUUUGUAUUAAGCCUGACAUGUGGCAAAAGGUCA
Messenger RNA from Syngnathus typhle (broad-nosed pipefish), 2724 nucleotides. RefSeq names its product protein arginine N-methyltransferase 8 (gene prmt8a). Gene Ontology annotation, molecular function: protein-arginine N-methyltransferase activity. The transcript is spliced from 10 exons. The record is from RefSeq and is a predicted model, not a curated record. Gene Ontology annotation, cellular component: plasma membrane. Gene Ontology annotation, biological process: peptidyl-arginine methylation. NCBI's taxonomy places the organism in Eukaryota, Metazoa, Chordata, Actinopteri, Syngnathiformes, Syngnathidae.